AUGUCGUCAAGAAAGAAACAGAAGAAGGAUAGCAUUCAUUUUGUCAAUGCUAGACCCGCCUCCGAGACCGAACGACUGAAAGCCCAGCGUCUGGUGCGUGCCCAUGUCGGACGCUGGAUUUCAGAAACAAAGGACCGAUCCGCAGGCGAAUCAUCCAGUUCACGCAUCCGACCUGUCCGCGCCUUACCCGCCGUUGCGCACGCCGGUCCCGGUCCUGGUCCCGGUCCCUCCUAUACCCUCGUCUCGCGUCCCUCGAGCUCCCAUCGGGGGAGCAACCCCGGUCAAUUCACCUUUGCGCACAACUCCCGCUCCAACCAGGCUGCAUACCGAGACUCGCCGUUUCCGCCAUCCCAGGCCAGCGAUAGCAGUGAUAGCAGUAGCAGCGACGAUGCGAGUACCGUGACCACGUUCUCCUCGGAGGCGCUGGCUGUCAUCCGGUUCAAUGAUCGCUCUUCUCCUGAGCGGCUUGAACGCAACCUCUCUGGAGUCUUCGACCCCUUUGCAACAUACCCCGCCCCGAAGAGCUUCGAGCCAGAGAUGAUCAAUCUGUCAGAGCGCUAUCUUACGGGUGUUGUGUGGCCGGGACUCGCUCCGCGGCCACUGAAUGUCAGAGCUGCGGCUAAUAAAUGGUUUGAUCUGUCCAUGGCGGACCCGGCUUUAUUUACAGCCUUCAUGUUUGGCUCGCUGUGUCACCUCCGUGUACAAUGGCAGAAUAACUGGGUGCCGGGUACCGUAUUUGGUCAGAGAGAGCGUCGUGCGCUGCAGCUGUGUGAAAUGGAAUCGAUCAAGCUGAUCAACCAGGCUGUUCGUGACCCCGAUCGCGCGGUCAGCGACGCUGUUCUCCUCAGUGUCAUUUGCAUGGCUCAUCAUCAGGCAGAGGAGAAAUUGGUACAGCAGCACCGCAGAACACCGUUUAAUCCGCCUUUCCUGCGACUACAAUGGAUUGAUGUCUACGGCUGUCUGCCACCGAAUAUGAUCCAUAUCAAAGGACUGUUGCAGUUGGUCAAACUGCGAGGUGGAUUGCCAAAUAUCCCCACAGAGGGUCUCGCCGCGACAAUUUCCUUCUCGGAUAUCAUGAGCUGCAGCGUCCUCUGCGUCCACCCAUGCUUCGAUUUCUGGCCCCUUGCCGAUUCCCGAUUAGGCUGGUCUGUCCAAGAAAUGCUCGGCUUCGGCCCAUCAGACGUCGACCAGGGAUUCGGCCGUUUGCAGGAAAUUGGCGCCACCCACCAAAUGGCAGAAGCCUUCCAAGCGGUGCACACUUAUAUCGGGAUCAUUAAAGCGAGCCUGAAUUUCACACCAGAUACCUCUUUGCUCGCCGACCAGCGUAACCUGACCCAACAUACCCUCCUCUCCCUCUCUCCAGCCUCAGACAUCUCCACCUUUUUCUCUCAUCCCACGCGUGCCGCCACCUAUGAAGCCUGCCGUCUAGCGGCACUAAUAUUCGGGGUCGGCGUUCUCUUCCCAAUCCCCGCCCAGAAUACUCCCCUCAGUACCCUGGCGCGCCUUAUACAGGCCGUCCUCUUCAAACCCUCGUCCUCAGAGCUGUGGUGUUCACCAUCCACACGCGUCCCUCUCAUCUGGGUCCUGACCCUCGGCGGUAUCGCAGCGAACGAUGCUCCCGAGCGCGCCUGGUUUGCCUCUGCUCUGGGAGAUGUAACUCGCAGGACUGGCUUGAAUUCAUGGGCCAGCAUCAAAUCCGUCCUCGCAACUAUGUUAUGGUACGAAGCUGCCUGUGACCGCGCUGCAGAGGAUCUCUGGCAGGAGGGCGCUAGUAAAUAUAGCUAUGCCAUCCAAUGA
Penicillium roqueforti is the source of this 1797-nucleotide messenger RNA. RefSeq lists its product as uncharacterized. Bases 1 to 1797 code for a protein of 598 amino acids. NCBI's taxonomy places the organism in Eukaryota, Fungi, Ascomycota, Eurotiomycetes, Eurotiales, Aspergillaceae. The transcript has 2 exons. The record is from RefSeq and is a predicted model, not a curated record.